Tremella mesenterica DSM 1558 is the source of this 2913-nucleotide messenger RNA. RefSeq lists its product as uncharacterized. Gene Ontology annotation, cellular component: cytosol; peroxisomal membrane; peroxisome. Gene Ontology annotation, molecular function: ATP hydrolysis activity; ATP binding. The transcript is spliced from 15 exons. The record is from RefSeq and is a predicted model, not a curated record. NCBI's taxonomy places the organism in Eukaryota, Fungi, Basidiomycota, Tremellomycetes, Tremellales, Tremellaceae. Gene Ontology annotation, biological process: protein import into peroxisome matrix. Bases 1 to 2913 code for a protein of 970 amino acids.
AUGACCAAGAAAGCUUUGAUAAAAUAUAGAUCACUACGUUCCAAUUUGGUUCAUCUCCCACUUUCCUUAUUCGCUCAAUUGGCUCAACAACAAAUCCGUCCACAAAGCCUUCUCAUACACUUGUCCCCACUCACACCUUCUUCUUCUCGUACUCAAGCUGCAUACGUAGGAUGGUCAGGUCUUGCAGCUGCUUCUUCCUUGAAUAUCCCACGUAAGGGAGAUGGAGAAGUUUUGGAAACUGUAGAGGUUGAUCCGGAGGUGGCUAUGCAAUAUGGGUGGAUGGAGGGGAUCGUGGUGGAAAUAGGCAUCAUACAUGACCCCACACGAGCAAACAGCAUUUCGGUCACACCAUUAACACCGGACGACUGGGAAAUUCUCGAACAACAUACCUCUUUCCUUGAGAAUAACCUUCUUAGUCAACUACGCGCCGUCCAAAAAAAUCAAGUGAUCAAUGCUUGGGUCGCAGGUCGGACGAAGAUUCAACUCCGUGUUGAUGGGACAGACCCUGGGGUCAAACAGGGGGCCGUGCUCGUUCAUCCAGAUACGGAGGUCAUUGUUGCUCCUCGACCCAGAAAAGCGAUCGCCGCUGCCGUGGAAGAGCCGCGAGUCGUCGAUACUACAAACAAAGAGGCAAGACCGAAUAAAAAAGCCCGAGAACGGAAUGUUAGGUUACGACUCAUCCCGCCUACCGUGGCCGCUGCUUGGGGCCAAUUCCAGCUUUCAGAAGCACAGUCGACGGAGGUAGGGAGCUUUGCGGUGGCCCUUUGCUCUCCGAAUACCCUCCGGCGUCUGCGACGAAGAUUGGAAUAUGACGAUAAAAGACCUCCGGUGUUCAGGCUACUCAAACAUGGAUCGAAGAAUGUAGAGAACGAGGUGACGGCAGUCGAGCGAGACGGUGACGGGCAUGCAGAUGGCAACAUCGAAGAGGACGGACAAAACCUGGAUGUCAUAUUGGUAGCGUGGGAUGAAAUGCCAGACGGAGCAUUGGUCGUCACCGGCGAAGGACUCUUGCAGUGGCAGACAUGGGGCAGCGUAAAAGUGUCGAGCAUUGCGAAACAAAGAAGCCGUCGCAAAUCUGGGAGGUCACAAGGAGUUUUGGACAUGCUCCCUCCGUAUAUCCAUAUGACAAGCUUGCCAGGCUUGGAGGCGACUUUGGGUGUCGCCGUGGGGGCCCUGACCAGAGCUUUUAUUCUUGCCCGACCAUGUCCACUUCUCGUCACAGGAACCAAAGGGAUGGGCAAGACGACAUUGGUCAUGGCCAUCACUCGUCGCCUGGAGGGAGACAGGGAGAUUUUAGCUGAAACCCAUUACGUCGAUGUGAGGAGUAUACAAGCCGAUGGACGACUUUCGGCUAUCAAGGAUCAAAUGCGGUCAUGGGUGGAAGAAGCGAAGAAAAGACGUCCUUGUUUACUUGUGCUUGACAAUCUGGAUUCGUUGUUGACGCCUGAAACGGAGCUCAACUCCUCCAACACCCCGAUCAUCCUUGCGGAGCAUUUCUGUCGACUGGUAUCACCCGGACAUCUGCCUGAGGGGAUAGGGGUUUUAGUCACUGCUGCAAGUACGAAGUCUCUGCAUCCGGCCCUUAACGCAUCGCACGUCUUCGGAGAGAUCUUGAAGAUUCCGGCUCUGACCAAAGAAGUUCGACGGGAGGUGAGUCUUCUCAUCAGAGAGUACUUCAGGGCUAAUUCGAAGAUCUUUUCCGCUGCCAUAGAGAAGCAACUCUGCAGCACCACCUCCGAGCUCCCAGACUUGAAUAUACAUCCUAAAGCAUGGGGCAUUUCUCAUAUAGGCCUCGAUUUGAUCACUCUGACCAGUAUGACCGAAGGAUAUUCCACUUCUGAUCUAGUCGAUCUCGUGUCUGCCGCAACACAGCAAGCCAUGAUACGUCUACACCACUCCCCAGAAGAGACCUUCGACCUGACUAUGGAAGACUUCACCCAAGCCCAAGAGUCAUUCACUCCCAUCAGUUUGCGCGGCAUCACAUUCCAACAUUCUACCACUGUCUGGUCCGACAUUGGAGGUUUGAGACUCCCCAAACGUAUCUUACGAGAGACAUUGGAGUGGCCUAUUAAAUACGCCCAAAUCUUCGCUUCUUGUCCUCUACGACUCCGCUCAGGAUUAUUGUUGUACGGUUAUCCAGGAUGCGGGAAGACUCUACUAGCUUCUGCCGUCGCUAAGGAAUGUGGGCUGAAUUUCAUUUCUGUAAAAGGACCGGAGAUCUUGAAUAAGUAUAUCGGGGCGAGCGAGAAAGCAGUGAGGGAUUUGUUCGAGAGAGCCAGUGGAGCAAAACCUUGUGUUUUGUUCUUUGAUGAGUUUGAUUCGAUUGCUCCGAAAAGAGGACACGAUUCAACAGGCGUCACGGAUCGUAUAGUCAAUCAGCUCUUGACGGAGAUGGACGGUGCUCAAGGACUUGAAGGGGUGUACGUGUUAGCAGCUACCAGUAGACCGGACCUCAUCGACCCUGCUCUUCUUCGGCCGGGGAGGUUGGACAAGUCUGUUUUAUGUGAUAUGCCACCGUUUGAAGGUCGUCUCGAGAUCCUCCAAACAGUCAGUCGGAAAAUCAUCUUGGACCACUCUGUCGACCUCGAACAUAUAGCACAUGAAACCGUUGGAUAUUCCGGUGCAGAUCUCCAAGCUGUCAUCUACAACGCACAUCUCGAAGUUAUGGAGACGAUUUUAUCCAAUGUCACUCCUCGACCAACAUUCCAACCUCGACCAAUUGAGCGGACCCUUCAACCCUUGAUCCAGCAGAUACAUCUACUCCGAGCUUUAGAAAGCACUCGUCCUAGUGUUUCUCUGACGGAAAGACGUCGACUCGAAACUAUAUACAAAGCUUUUGUCAGUGAUAGAGAAAGCCGAAUGCAAACAGGCGAUUUAGGUAGAGAAACGGGAACUAGGGCGUCUUUGAUGUGA